AUGUACUUUCAUUCUGGAAAAAAUAAAAAAAUCUCUUUCAUCAGUGGAGCUGGUGGUUCAAUUUACUUUGGUGACACCGACAUAAGUUUGCUUCCUGAACUGGUAUGGACAUCAUUCAUAUAA
Dracunculus medinensis (Guinea worm) is the source of this 123-nucleotide messenger RNA. NCBI's taxonomy places the organism in Eukaryota, Metazoa, Nematoda, Chromadorea, Rhabditida, Dracunculidae. The record is from the annotation of a GenBank genome assembly.